UGAAAUCACUGAACAAGGUGAAUGGGAGAUUUCUACAUGGACAACAGCUCACAGGAAGACAGCUGUGAUUCCAGCAACAUCACCUCCUCCAUCGUGUGUGUGUGUGCUGACAUGCGUGAUAGUUGCCAUCAGCCUUCCUCGGACCCUCGGAGGCCAUCUAUGCUGUUCAUUCUCUGAAGAGGAGGAGCAGAUUAACAGGAUCCUGCUGCAUGUUGUCUCUUGACAGACUGACUACAGACUGUAUGCUGAGGACAAAACAGACAUUUGUGCAGGGAACUCAUUCAGGUGGAGGCUUUCAGCAAGAAAAGAGGAAUGGAAGAUUUCCACAUCAACAACACCUCGUUGGACAAAACCUUUGAUUAUGACUACGAUUCCAGCAACAUCACUUAUCUGACUCUCUAUGACCCUCAUGGAGAAGUCCAUCCCAUGUUUGUGGUGUCAUGCAUAAUAACUGCUGUCGGCCUUCCUUUGACCCUCAUGUCCAUCUGUGCUGUUUAUUCUCUGGUGAGAAAGGAUCAUGUUGGUCCGAUCUACGUCAUCAACCUUCUAAUUUCAGACCUCAUUCAGUACUGCUGCUUGAUCCUUCUGAUGACAGGAAGUGAUCAUAUGAUGCUUUUAUUUGUAUUUUAUAUCUACUGUAGUAGUCUGAACGUCAGGGUUGGCUUCAUGGUGUGCAUCGCCCUGGAAAGGUAUCUGCUCAUCGCCUGUCCACUGUGGUAUCGCUUCAGACACACCAUCAAGUUCUCUGUUGUUCUCUGUGUUAUGGUCUGGGUCCUUUUUCCUGGUGGUGUCCUCACACUUUGGGCGCUGCAGGAUGUUUUUAUCACACAAAUCAUUGUAGGGACAUUCCUCCUCCUCCCCCUCCCACUGCUCAUCUUCUUCCUGGGUGGGACCAUCAGAGCUCUGUCUGCCAGUCGUGUCCCCUCUGAUGAAAAACGAAGAAUUGUUGGAGUUUUGGUCCUGGUGCUGCUUAUUUACACACUGCUGUUUCUGCCAGCCAUCAUUUGGUUCAUGGCAGAUAUGUACAUUCCCCACCUCCUAAACCUCACUCUUGUGUUUGUCCAGUUGAGUCCCCUUGCAGACUUAUUUCUGUAUGUUUUCAUGAGGAAAGGGACCAUAGACAAGCUUCUGGCCUCUGUCUGUUGCUGCAGAAUGGACAGCAAUGGCAGCAGCAUAAUGGACAGCAAUGACAUCACCAGUUCAACAGCAUGAAUGAUAUCAACAUCUUCACAGUUGGUUUCAUUCGGCAGAAAAAGAAGCGAGGUUGAUUCUGUCAUGUACUGAUGUGGUUUCCAAAAAGCUGCUUAACUGUAGACAAAAGGAAGCGUUGCUGUGACUCUGCUGUGGGAGAACUGGCUGCUGGGAAACGUUUUGGUGAACUUGUUCUGGUUCACUGUGAUGGCUCCAUAAAUGUAAAUACCUUGUUGAGUUGUUUCUGUUCCUGAAUCUUGUCAUGACUAAAUGUCUUUUCCUUUUUCAUUAUAUUGUUAUAAUAAGAUAAUAAGAGACAAAACUACACACUAUUUACCUUGAAGUUGUAUUCUUGGUGUUACGGUGGUAGAUAUGCUCGUCUUUAGGAUGGAGCAGCUGUUGUGUGCUUUCAAAAAAGAUGCAUCAUCUUGUAUCACUGCCUAUGUUAUACAUGAAACUGUGCAUGUUCUGGAUAUCUAAUUAAAAAUCUGUCUCUAUACAAAAA
Messenger RNA from Acanthopagrus latus (yellowfin seabream), 1696 nucleotides. Its product is annotated as G-protein coupled receptor 4-like. Gene Ontology annotation, cellular component: membrane. Bases 313 to 1212 code for a protein of 299 amino acids. Lineage: Eukaryota; Metazoa; Chordata; Actinopteri; Spariformes; Sparidae. The transcript is spliced from 5 exons. The record is from RefSeq and is a predicted model, not a curated record. Gene Ontology annotation, biological process: phospholipase C-activating G protein-coupled receptor signaling pathway; positive regulation of Rho protein signal transduction. Gene Ontology annotation, molecular function: G protein-coupled receptor activity.